Messenger RNA from Notothenia coriiceps (black rockcod), 559 nucleotides. RefSeq names its product cell cycle checkpoint control protein RAD9A-like. Lineage: Eukaryota; Metazoa; Chordata; Actinopteri; Perciformes; Nototheniidae. Gene Ontology annotation, cellular component: checkpoint clamp complex. Gene Ontology annotation, biological process: cellular response to ionizing radiation; mitotic intra-S DNA damage checkpoint signaling; DNA replication checkpoint signaling. The transcript has 6 exons. The annotation marks the transcript as partial. The record is from RefSeq and is a predicted model, not a curated record.
AUGAACUGUGUUCUGGAAGGAAAUGCUGUAAAAGCAUUUGGAAAGGCCAUUCACUCCCUGUCAAGGAUUGGAGAUGAGCUUUGUUUGGAUCCCAUGAGUAAAGGGCUGGCGCUGAGAUCUGUGAAUUCGGCUCAUUCUGCGUACGCCUGCUUCCUCUUCUCGCCGAUGUUCUUCCAGAAAUACAACCUGGGUUCAGAGCAGGGCAGUGAAACAGUCCAAUGCAAACUGCUCAUGAAGUCUAUUCUACCUCUCUUCCGGUGUUUGGCUUCCAUUGAGCGUAGCGUGGAGCGAUGUCAGAUACAAAUCAACACUCCCAAUGACCGAGUGAAGAUCCAGUUUUUCUGCAGACACGGCAUCACUAAGACACACGACCUGUGUUUCGAGGAGUGUGAAGCUCUGCAGGCGGUGUUUGUUUCACAUCUCUGUCCCAACGUGCUGAAAGCCCCCGCCAGGGUUCUUGGUGAAAUGGUGAUGCACUUCCCCGUCUCCCAGGAGGAAAUCACUCUGUCCAUCACUCCUCUCAGAGUCAGUCUGAGAAAUUACUUUGAGGGUGGAAAUG